AUGCCGGCCGCAGCCACGACACGCUCACACCACCCUACCCCUGGAGCAGGACACACCAACCCACAGCCACGACACGCCCACACACCCUACUCGCUGGAGCAGGAUACGCCAGCCCGCAGCCACUACACGCUCACACACCCUACCCCCUGGAGCAGGACGCGCCAGCCCAACAGCCACGACAUGCUCACCACACCCUACCCCUGGAGCAGGAAACGCCGGCCCGCAGCCACGAGACGCUCACACCACCCUACCCCCUGGAGCAGACACGCCGGCCCGCAACCAAGACACACACACACACAAUACCCCCUGGAGCAGGACAAGCCAGCCCAAAGCCACGACACACUCACACCACCUACCACCGUGGAGCAGGACACGCCAGCCCACAGCCACGACACGCUCACACCACCCUACCCCCCGGAGAGGGACCUCAGGCCCGCACCCACAAGACACUCACCCCACCCUACCCCCUGGAGCAGGACACGCCGGCACGCAGCCACAACACACCCACACCACCCUACCCCCUGGAAGCAGGACACAUUAGCCCUCAGCCAUGACAGGCUCACAAACAACCCUAGCCCUGGAGCAGGACACACCGGCCGCAGCUACAACACACCACACACCCUACCCCCGGAGCAAGGACACACCAGCCCACAGCCACGACACGCUCACACCAUCCCUCCCUGGAGCAGAGGACAUGUCAAGCCGCAGCCACAACCCGCUCACACCACCCUACUCCCUGGAGCAGGAUACGCCAGCCCCGCGGUCAAACAGCUCACACCCCCCUACCCCCUGGGGCAGGACACACCAGCCCACAGCAACAACACCACUCACAGCACCCUGCACCCUGGAGCAGGACAUGCCGGCCCACCAGCCACGACAAGCUCACACCACCUUCCCCCUGGAGCAGGACACGCCAGCCCACAGCCACACACGCUCACACCACCCUACCCCCUGGAGCAUACACAUCAGCCCUCAGCCAUGACAGGCUCACAACACCCUAGCCCUGGAGCAGGACACACCGCCCGCAGCUACAACCACACCCACACAACCACCCCCCGGCAGGACACACCAGCCCGCAGCCACGACACGCUCACACCAUCCUACCCCCUGGAGCAGGACACGCCGUCCCGCAGCCACAACACACCCACACCACCCUAUCCCCGGAGCAGGACACCUCAGGCCGCAGCCACGACACGCUGA
Molecule: messenger RNA, 1200 nt
Organism: Dermochelys coriacea (leatherback sea turtle)
Lineage: Eukaryota; Metazoa; Chordata; Testudines; Dermochelyidae
Product: extensin-3-like
Exons: 1
Coding region: 1-1200 (399 amino acids)
Source: RefSeq, a predicted model, not a curated record